UAAGAAUGAUGGAGGGGGGCGCUAGAGAGCGUGCUAUGGAAUAGACAUGUUUUGUUAGAGCUCUGCUCAAUUUUGAAACAAAUUCAUAUUUAUCUUAAUCUCUCACAACCUAUAACUUCAAACAUUGUCUGGCAAUAUGACAAAGGGAAAAGGCACCAAAAAAGGAGGAUCUAAACAAGAUAAUUUGGAUGAGACAGACAACGAACCGAUUUCAACAUCGCUGAACCACGAGGAGUUAGCUGAAGAUGCUGGCUCCCAAGAGCUCCCCACAGAACCUAUUCCAAGUGACCUACUGGCCACUACAAACUCACUAAGCAAGAAGGUGGACACAAGGUUGGCUGAUAUCUCAAAGAGUAUUGGGACUUUGACUGAAACUGUGAAGGCAACCAAGGGCAGGGUGCAUAAGGUCGAGCAGACGACAGUUGAUCACGAGGCCAGGCUACAGGACAUAGAGAAACAGUGCACAACGUUAAAAAAUGACAACAAAACCCUGAAAGCCCAACUGGAAAUGCUCGAGUCACAUACAAGACGUCCUAACAUCCGAAUAUUUGGGAUCCAGGAGGACACUAAGUAAGGGAAACCCACUUAAUUUGUUUCAGAGCUGAUACCGGCAUUGCUGGAGAGUGAACACUUCAAAACGCCCAUCCUGAUUGACCGUGCACACAAAUCACAGGCAAUGAAGCCGGCCAAGGGCGCGCCACCAAGGCCAUUCAUCGCACGGCUGCACUAUUCCCAGACCAGGGAUCUCAUCCUCAAGCUGGCUAGUCAAAAGUUCCCCUUUAACUACAACGGAGCCAGGGUGUCUUUCUACCCAGAUCUUAUUUUGGAUGUGAGGAACCAACGGAAAGAGUAUGAUGAGAUGCGCAAGAAAUGCAGGGUGGAUUCAUCUUCCUAG
This is a messenger RNA of Coregonus sp. 'balchen', 895 nucleotides long. NCBI's taxonomy places the organism in Eukaryota, Metazoa, Chordata, Actinopteri, Salmoniformes, Salmonidae. The record is from the annotation of a GenBank genome assembly.